AUGCCUAUAUCCCAUCAGCCUGAGGCCUGCAGGACCCUAGCAGCAGACGAUCGCCAACCAGAAGAGAUAGUAUCAUCGACUGCCCAAACAAGUCGAAACAGAGCGCUAAGCUACACGCAAGAGUCCCCUCACAUCCAUAGCAAUCGUAUCUUUGGCGGCACAAGCGGCCACCGCCGACCAUCAUCUCAUCAUCCCCUCUACUUUACUCCCCAUCAUGACCCCCAAAAGCUUUUGCAUUCGACGGACGCCAGAGGAGAGCCAAUUGUGCAGCGGGUGCUGAAGAGCGAUUUCCCAUCGUGGUUUAACCAUGAUCCGCCCCAAUAUCACACCCGCCCAGGCCCAUCCACGGAUCUGUAUCUAGCAGAGCUUACCAGGGAUACGUACGGUCGCGACAGCGAUCCCUCCGAGGGCACGGUCGGCGUGGAGAAGAUUAUCGACCUCGCCGAAGACACGCGGUGGAGGCGGGGGUCCGCUCUGACCCCGCGCAGUCGGCGACAACAGCUGGUCUUGAAGCGGACCUCCAGGCCGUCCGAGAGGCGCUGGCGGGCGCCUGGCGGGAUGUCAUCUCUACCGGUCAGGAGCUCGAGGCAUCGCGGACCGCUCUAUCGGUCGCCAACGCCCUUCACGCGGGCGCGAUCAUCAAGCGCGGGACGGCACUUGCUACGUCCACAUCAUCCCUAUUCCAAGCCAACCAACUCAAGUGCCAACUCCGAACGGGAGACGGCGCUCCGUAUCAUCGAAGAGGCCACGGCGGACCUCGCCUCGGUCGACCAGGGCCAGCUCCACCAAGCUGCCAACAACGCCAGCGCGGAGCAGACUGAGGCCAGUGAUACUCUCAAAGUUCGGCCGGACAGGGCCGAGGAGAAGCUCAGGGCAGACCUUAAAGCGGCGCAUGAAAGAGCUCCGAGGCAGGCGGACAAUCAGCACCAGGCGGCGAGUAAGAAGGCGAGGGAUGACGUGGAGGCGGCGGAGAAGAAGGCGAGUGGAGCCGAGGCGGCGUUGAAGAAGGCAAGGGAGGAUGCUGAGGCCGCUACCUCAGCGCUCUUCACGGUCACUGGGAAGUGCCUCCAGGCGGAUACAAGGGCGGACACGGCGGAAAAGAGAGUCGCCAUCCUCAAAGGGGACAACCGGUAUCUUUAUGAAUGGCUCGUCGGGCAGAUGGACGAGGUCAAGGCGAAGCAGAAGGUGCUGGAGGAGGCGCUGGCGGCAGCCAAAUCGGCACUGGUAGGGAAAUGCGCGGAGCUGGAGGGGUGGGGAGUGAAGUAUGAGAGACUUCAGAGAUGGAACAUCGCCCUCGCCGACCGUCUCGACCGGUCCAAGCUCGUGGACGAUGUCAUCAAACGAGCUCUCUCGGAUAUGGGGAAGCCGGAGGUGGAGUUUGGGGGAUGGGGAUGCAUGGGAGGAGAAGGUGCGGAGAGACAGGGCAAGGGAGAGGAGGCGGUCGCGCCUGGCGGGGAGGCAGGGGGCGAAGACGGAGCGGCCAAGGCGGAUCAGCCGGGGAAGCAGGGCAAGGGGGACCAGCCACGGAAAGAUGGCAAGGCGAGGAAGGGGCGUGAGGGGGACAAGAAAGGUCCGAGCAAGAAGUCGUAG
Molecule: messenger RNA, 1590 nt
Organism: Dioszegia hungarica
Lineage: Eukaryota; Fungi; Basidiomycota; Tremellomycetes; Tremellales; Bulleribasidiaceae
Exons: 4
Coding region: 1-1590 (529 amino acids)
Source: RefSeq, a predicted model, not a curated record